AUGACUGAAGCUGAAAAACCGGAUCAUAUCAACUCUGCCAAUAUCAAGAUCUCACCAAAAUACGGACUCGAGAAAGGGGCUCCGGAGACUGAUUGUGAGAUCCCCAGUGCUAGACGGAUCGGCCAACGUCCUAGACUGUGUCUCAGGAAUGGGAAUGAUGGGUUCGCUCCAAUUAACGCCGACAAGACUGCAUACACGAUUGAUGGCCUGGGUGGACUCCCUUCUUAUCCAGGCCGGUGGAUACAUGUCAAGAUGGCCGACGAUCUAGCCGAAGGAAAGAACACGGCGCGGGUGCGAAUGGAUGCGACCUUUUUCAUUUCCAUUGAGAAGCGCUAUGAUUCAUUCAAUCCAUAUCCAUGUUUCCAAUUCGCACUCCCGAUAAUUGGAGUAUCUCGUCGCUCGUUCAUGCUAGCACAUUUGGAUCCUUGGGAAGUCUUCAAACGUUUACAAUCUCAACAGUCCUCCACAUUGUAG
This is a messenger RNA of Paraphaeosphaeria sporulosa, 474 nucleotides long. RefSeq lists its product as uncharacterized. The transcript has 2 exons. NCBI's taxonomy places the organism in Eukaryota, Fungi, Ascomycota, Dothideomycetes, Pleosporales, Didymosphaeriaceae. Bases 1 to 474 code for a protein of 157 amino acids. The record is from RefSeq and is a predicted model, not a curated record.